Messenger RNA from Fusarium subglutinans, 1320 nucleotides. RefSeq lists its product as uncharacterized. The transcript is spliced from 2 exons. The coding region runs from base 1 to 1320 and encodes 439 amino acids. The record is from RefSeq and is a predicted model, not a curated record. NCBI's taxonomy places the organism in Eukaryota, Fungi, Ascomycota, Sordariomycetes, Hypocreales, Nectriaceae.
AUGGGCGAAAAACAGACGCCCUCCCGAAGCGUCAAUGAGUUGCUAGCAAACCUGCGUCGUACCUCGAUCAGCCCCUCCUCCACCUCGCAGUCAGCCCUGCCUGUUGCUGCUCCCAGUGUACCCCCGGCCAUCAGAGAGAUACUCCAGAUCCCAGACACACCGGCCCCUGCUCCUCGCCGUCCUGCCCGUCAGAGAUUCGAUAGCAAUGGCAGGAGACUCCCUGCUGGCCCUCCUCCCCCCAGGAGCUGGGUUGCCCGUAAUUCAUCGGAUGCUGCUCAUGAGGCCUCCUCCAUGAGCCAGUCGCGCUUGAAGUCAAGAGGAUUGGAAGAUACUUGUUUGCCGGGGACUUAUCUCCCGAAACGUGGGAGUCUGAUAGACAUCGUGCUGCAGAAACUCGCAUACGAGUGGGCUUUCCACAGAGUGUACAAUCAGUACCAUCUGUACUUUGUGCCCAACCACCUGAAGGCCGCUCUGAUCCGCUAUGUUGGAAUCGCCAGUGAAGCUGGGCUGUCUUUGAGUGAUCUGAAGCUCAUUCUGCUGCCGCCGCCAGAUACAUUUGAUGAGACCGAGUUGAAUAGUCUGACGGUUUCGAAUCCUGAAGUAAACUACCUCGAUCUUUCGGGCUCCGCAUGCCGGUCAAUUAAACUGAAAGAGAUCAGUGACUUGUUGUUCCCUGCCAGAGAUGAUCAACCCACGACAGAACUACAGGAAUCCUGGGACGCUUCCGAGAGUAUUCCAAGCCCUCCCCGAACUUUGCUGCCCAACCUCACCCACCUUUCGCUCGCCUUGCAUCCCGGACAUGCCUCGUCCGCAUCAUGGAAGCAGCUGCUUUCCCUGUCUCCUAAACUUACCACGCUCACGCAUAUGAGUCUGGCCUACUGGCCCGAACCAUGCUUAACACCGAGGUCUCGCCUGGCCACCGUAUCGAGCCCGCAAGGUCGUUAUGCCUAUGGCGGGACGAACCUUUAUUCACAUUCGCUUGAUCACGAUUGGAGUGAGGCUUUACUCGUAUUGCGCAUGCUGAGUAAGAAUCUAUAUGCGCUCGAGUUCCUUGACCUCACAGGCUGCUGUCCUUGGUUCCCUGCACUGAUGGCCGAAACUGGGCAUGAUUUUGUCAACUGGGCCGAUCAUUGGGGCAAGAUCACUGAGCUUCGACUCUAUACAGGGUGGACUCCUGGUCCUGAUGCAAUGCCAUCUGAGAGAUUGCGUUAUCGAGAGGGAGUUCAAACGGCUAAGGAUGUCGAAAGGCACAUUAGAACCAUGAGAGCAGGCAAGGGAAGAUUCAUUGUCGUAGAACGCGACAGUUUAGAUGAUAUAUAG